Molecule: messenger RNA, 2744 nt
Organism: Ictalurus punctatus (channel catfish)
Lineage: Eukaryota; Metazoa; Chordata; Actinopteri; Siluriformes; Ictaluridae
Gene: nog2
Product: noggin 2
Exons: 1
Coding region: 1185-1871 (228 amino acids)
Biological process (GO): negative regulation of BMP signaling pathway; negative regulation of cell differentiation; osteoblast differentiation
Source: RefSeq, a predicted model, not a curated record
UUUAACUUGAGUAGAAAGCGGAGAUCUCUGCACAAACACACUACGCGCGCUCCUGCUGCACAGAGCGAGAGGUCCGCGCGACCUGCAGUUAACUCACUCACGCGCUCGUCAAGUGUAAGUGCACGCGGACCGAGAGGAGGUACAAACUUGGCGACACGCUAUGUACACAACGACAGAGUCAGAAACUUAAAGAUACGAAUGCACCGGGGAUUUAAACAGCAAAAAUAAAUAUAGAAAGAAACCCGUUCAGGAAAUCCUACGCGGGGUGAAAUGACAUGACAUGAUGUCCACGCAGAGCUCGUGAGAGGAGAGUUGGUUCAGCACGCGGCGGACACACCAACGGAAUCUAGUGUCCUAAAAAGAAAACCUUGGAUACGCAUCUCUUUUAGACUUUAGCGAAGGAGCUGCUGGUGAAAUUCUUUAAAAAAGCUGCUCGCGCUCGGGUGGAAGGAGGAGGAACCGGACCGGGGGGCAGCGCCGCGGCGGCGGGACCGACUGGAGCCGAGAGAGAGAGAGAGAGAGAGAGAGAGAGUAAAAAUAAACGCCGACUCUCUCUCUCUCUCUUCCUCGUGACAUUUAAAAACGCACCGGAGAGGAGACACAUCCGGGUCUCCCUGUGCACGCAACGCACGCGGGUGGGAAGUCUCCGUCCCAUGUCGCGCGCAGACUGUCACCGAGAGACAGAGAGAGAGAGUGUCGCCCAUGUCGCUAUGGUGACCGAUUGAACUGAGGGAGACUCGCGCGCACAGGAGGAGGAGGGUGACGGCGAAAGGAGGCUGCACGAGACGAGACGGGUUUAAACUUUGUUUGAGGAUUACUUAACUUUUUUUCAUUUUUGGGAAACUUGUUCCGAGCUCAAAGAGAACUAGAGAGAGCGAGUGAGGAAGAGGAGAAGAAAGAGCGUGAGAGAGAAGAUCAGAGAGAGAGAGAGAGAGAGAGAGAGAGAGAGAGUGCACGCGCGUUCCAUGCAACUCCGGUUCCAGGUCAUUCAAACCGCGCCGCUGUUUAGAAGUAAACUGUCGUCCCACUUGGACUACUAUUUAUGCUGCGCGCGCGCGGAUCUGGGAGCGCACGUUAUUAAUUCACCCCCUCCCACUUCUCCUCCUUCUUUUCUCCUUCUUCUUCUUCUUCUUCUUCUUCUUCUUCUUCUUCUUCUUCUUCUUCAUUACUGAUAUUUAAUCGCCAUGCGACUAUCCCGCGCGCUGCUACUUGUGUGCGCGUUGCUGACACUCGUGCUGCUGGUGUGCGCGCGCCGCGGCGCCGACGCCGCUCAACGUUACCUUAGGGUUCGCCCUUCGCCGAGCGAGCACCUGCCCGUACCGGACCUGAAAGAGGACCCGGACCCGGAGUACGACCCGCGCGAGCAGGACCUGUCCGAGCGCGCGCUGCGUAAGAAACUGGGCAGCGGCUUCGACGGCGACUUCAUGUCCGUGAGCGCGCCCGCGCAGCUGCUCGUCAUGAACACCACCACCGCGAGCCCGGGUUCCUCCGCGUACGCUCACGCGCCCAGCGGCGCCAUGCCGGCCGAGAUCAGGAGGCUGGACCUCACGCAGACGCCAUACGGGCUCCGCGUGAAGAUGGGCAAGAAGGCGCGGCGAAAGUUCCUGCAGUGGCUGUGGACGCACACGCACUGCCCCGUCGUCCACGUGUGGAAGGACCUCGGCGUGCGCUUCUGGCCGCGCUACAUCAAAGAGGGGCACUGCUUCAGCGAGCGCUCGUGUUCACUACCCGAGGGUAUGUUCUGCAAACCGGCCAAGUCCGUCACCAAGACGUUCCUGCGCUGGUACUGCCAGGGCUUCAUGCCCCAGAAAUACUGCACGUGGAUCCCCGUGCACUACCCCAUCAUCUCUGAGUGCAAGUGCUCCUGCUGAGUCCGCGCGCUGUGUGUGUGUGUGUGUGUGUGUGUGUGUGUGAGCGAGAGAGACAGAGAGAGAGAGAGAGAGAGAGAGAGAGAGAGAAAUGAUUCAAUAAUAUGAGAGAAAGAGAAUGUACGAGAAAAUGCGCGCGUGCGUGUGGGUGCGUUCACUCGACACCUCUGUGAAGAUGCACGGACUGACGUGUGCUCUUCUGAUAACAAACAAUAAACAAUAGUAAUUAUAAUAAUUAUAGUAAUAAUAAUUUUAUUGUUGCACUGUGUUCUCGCGAACUGAAAAGUGUGUGUGUGUGUGUGUGUGUGUGUGUGUGUGUGUGUGUAAGGCGCCAUAUAGCGAAUCUAUUUUUUUAUAUAUAGCAUUUUGAUUUAAAAAAGAAAUAAUAAUAUACCUGUACAUAUUUAAAAGAAAAAAGAAGGAAAGGAUGCAGCUAUUAUUGUUAUUGUUAAUUAUUAUUUUGUUGUUGUUGUUAUUGUUGUUGUUGUGUUAAAUGAGCAGGACCACGCGCACAGAGGAGAACUUUUCCGGAAGUGCUCUUGUCCCGGAAGUGCUUUAACUGACUGACUCACUGCCAUGCUACAGCUUUUAUAUCCUAUUAAUAAUCAGUAAUAAUAAUAAUUAUGAUAAUAGUAAUAACAAGAAUGAUUAUAAAAUGGAACAUUAAGGAUGAAAUUCUAUAUUUUAAGAGUGAAUUAAAUAUUUUGUUGUUGAAAAAAAAUAGUAUUUUAGUAAACAGAAUGUGUCAUGUUUAUUUAUUGUUGUAACUUGUGUUGCGUGUAGAGACAGAAGUAAAGCCAAACCAGAGCACAAAGCUAUCCGUGUGAAAUGCCUUGGAGACACAGUUUAGCAAUAAAAUCUCUCUGAUCAAGUUGA